Linum trigynum is the source of this 222-nucleotide messenger RNA. The record is from the annotation of a GenBank genome assembly. Lineage: Eukaryota; Viridiplantae; Streptophyta; Magnoliopsida; Malpighiales; Linaceae.
AUGCCCAACCUCGACGCCCUCCCAGAGUCCUUCGCGCGGCUGCUUAAGGGAAGUUCCCGUCCCAAUAUUUCUCCUAGCGACGUCGAGCUCCUCAACGACCGGUUGACCACAAAAGAUGGGGCUAGUAAAGAUCGACUGAGGGCAAGGACAACCGUUGCGGCGGAUUCAGCUUCACCACAGAAACCCAAAUUCGACCUCCAAGCUUUGAACGAAUCGAUUUGA